Molecule: messenger RNA, 1200 nt
Organism: Tilletiopsis washingtonensis
Lineage: Eukaryota; Fungi; Basidiomycota; Exobasidiomycetes; Entylomatales
Exons: 3
Coding region: 1-1200 (399 amino acids)
Source: RefSeq, a predicted model, not a curated record
AUGUCACGCCACCGUGCGAUCCGCAAUCUUGAUCUCGACGAGGAGAUGGCCGACGACUACGACGAGGAGCCAUGGGCGCAAGCCACAGACACGGAGCUCGAGCAGCUCGAGUCCGCCCUCACCUCCGUCAAGGCCGUCGUGGGCGCCCAGGCUGCCACGGACGAUGAGAUCCGCACGCUGCUCUGGGAGAGCUACUUCGACGUCGAGGGCUCCGUGCAGGCGGUGCUGGAGGAGGCAGAACGCAGAGGCGCUCGCGAGCGCAAAAAGGCAGACGACGGAGACGAGCCGAUGGAGGAGGAGCUGUCGGCCAUGCAGCGUCUCUCGCUGUCGCAUCGGCAAGCGGACGCACAUCCCUCUGGCGCGCAGCGGGCGCGCGGCGUCAGUGGGCUCGGCAUGCGUGGCCGGGCUGGCCUGGCAAAGCGCAACCUGGCAGGGCUUGCUCCAGACGGGCUGCCGGGAGCUGGUCGAGGUGCAGGCAGCCGAGUGGGCAAGGACGGCGCAGUCACGACGACUCUGGCUACCGCAUCCUCGCCGCCGCCGCCCGCUGCUGGCGGCAAGCUGGCCCAGCUCGCUGCCGCGCGGCGAGCGAACAAGCGUCCGGCAGAGGCAGAGGCGAGCAGCUCGCUACCGCAGGGAGCGUCUGCUAGCUCUGCGGCUGCAAGCAGCUCCGCUGCGGCAGACACUGCUUCACGGCCAAGCAAGCUUGCUGCGCUGGCUGCUGCUCGUGCCCGGCCGGCUGCGUCUGCUGCACCGAGCGCAGGAGCUUCUACGCCUCCUGCACCAGCCGCCGCGAGCAAGCCACUCUCGAAGCUGCAGCAGCGCGCACAGGACAACCUGGCGGCUCGGCAAGCUGCGCAGAGCCGGAGUGCUGCCGCGGCAGGGCCAUCAGAGGCGCCAGUGCGGCCGCCGACGCCCGAGGAGGGCCUGGAAAUCCUGCCGGGAGGGCUCGAGUCACGCGCUCUGUUCCCCACGAGCCGCGCUCAGCCAGCCAAGCAGGCGCCAGACGAUGAGUUGCAUUCGCGCUUCGCCAGUGUCCUGUCGCGGAGCAUGUUCGGCGGCGAAGGGAAGGUAGCACCUGGCCGCUCGCCAUUCGCUCCGGUUGCGGGAUCAGCGGCAGAGACGCUGAAGGAUGUGUUUGCGGCGCCGAGCCCGGACGAUGUGGUGCUGAAGGCGCGCGAGGGAACGAGCUUGGCGCGGUGA